This is a messenger RNA of Paramuricea clavata, 1703 nucleotides long. NCBI's taxonomy places the organism in Eukaryota, Metazoa, Cnidaria, Anthozoa, Malacalcyonacea, Plexauridae. The record is from the annotation of a GenBank genome assembly.
AUGUCUGAAAAUAAGAAGGUACCGCAUCAUCAAGAAAAUUCCUUAAUCUAUACGAAAAAGCACUCACCGAACACAGGGAAAGACUAAAAGUGUAGUCGAAGAGGAGACCGGAGGAGAAGCAUCAGGAGUAAACGCGGAAGAGAUUUUCGAACACGCUGAGGAGGAAUUCUGCCAGGAAGUAAUCAACGCAGGCGACAACCUUGUGGAACACGCAAGGGAGCUGGCGGAAAGGGGGAAAAUAACCACACAGGAGAGCAGGGAAUUUGCGGGAUUAACCGCUCCCAAAGGACCCCCCGAAGUCAGGAUUAAAGCCUUAAGGGAACAGAAGAAAGUAUUGGAAACCAAUAUAGAACUCGAAACAGAUCCCGAAAGACGACAGAUUAUGCAAGAGGGCAUGGAUGUUGCCGAGCAGGUAUAGAUAACGCCAACCUAUAGAUGGGUCAGCAACCCGAAACUGAGGAGGGAAAACACAGGUAUAGGGAAAUUGUAAGAGAAAAUAUCAGGACAAAAUUCGAAAGAUUCUGCAAAUGGGCAAAGGAAAACCUAGGCGCACUAGCCGCCAUUGGCACUUCUAUCGCUGGUACUAUCACUACAGUCGUAGUGGCAGGAAAUAAACCAUCGUAGGAGCCUCCAAAGGAUUAGGAGCCGCAGGAAAAGCAUUGGCUGGACUUCCAAAAUCCGCACUACCAAUCCUAGUACCUAUCCUAAAUUUACUAAGUACUAUCCUAAGCUGGGGAGCUAAGGGUCUCGCCUUCCUUGCCCAGAACCUAUGGAUCGUAGCAAUCCUAAUUGUUGGGGCUAUAUACAAAUACCUACAAAGUAAACGAAAGAAAUAAAGUUAUACUAUAAUAAAACAUAAUGGACCGAACAACUGAACUUAUGCCUAACUUCCGACGCAUGAACAGGACGGAAAUCACUAGGGAUAGGACCAGACAUGUUUUAACCUUCAAUCCCAAUUCUUCAAAACCUGGAGAAGAAAUUUACGUUAAUAUUCCAAAGCUAAAAGCCGACUCAGUUCUUGUACCGGAUAUUUUGGCUUUAGUUUUCGACUUUAAGAACAGUAAUACAAAAUCCUGGUUUAGGAACAACCUAGGGAAACUACUCCAGAAAAGACUGGAAAUCCGACUCGCAGGAGAAAAGGUUUUCGACAACAGCGGGGAAAGCUUACUGGAAGUAUCAAAGACCUAUGGUUACACAAAAAACAGCGUGAUGAUAUGGUCGAUGAUGGUAUCGCUAGCGAAGCCACAAUGAAGAAAAUAUCCAAAGACGACGCCGCAAACGAUGAUGCAGAGGCUACCGCAUUAUUCAGUGUAUUCGGAACAAAACAGAAAAUCCGGAUCAACAAAAUCCUCAAAGAUCACGGACUUUAUGCCCCACACAACAUGGCAAACGACUUACAAUAUGUGAUCACCAUACCCACAGCGGCCGAAAUCAUGAACGCACAGGGUGGGGGAAUCUGUGGAAGGAUACACCCUAGAAAACAUCGAACUGUAAUACGAGUCCAUCGACAACAUCGAUCUUGCAAGGAAAGCCGAAAACCUAUACGGAUCCGAACGCGAGUUAUCCUUCGAACACGCUACCCUAAUGAAGAAAACGGAAUGGAGCAAAGAUUCCACCAUUAUCAACGAAACGAUCAACGUACCACGAAGGAGUAUGAAAGCCAUUGUCAUGCUAUUCACAAACCAAACGAAGACAGACAGUGA